AUCCGACGAGCAACCCUCAAAGUUCAGCUCAAACUACGACCGCAAACCCCCACCCACCAACCGCCGCCGCCGUCGCCGCCGCCGCCGCCGCGAUGCCCAUCUUCAAGACCCCCUUCAAUGGCUACUCCGUCAAGUUCAGCCCCUUCUACGAGGACCGCCUCGCCGUCGCCACCGCCCAGAACUUCGGCAUCCUCGGCAACGGCCGCCUCCACGUCCUCUCCCUGCCGCCCUCCCCCGCCGCCCCGAUCUCCGAGAUCGCCUCCUUCGACACCGCCGACGGCGUCUACGACCUCGCCUGGUCCGAGUCCCACGACUCCCUCCUCGUCGCCGCCGUCGCCGACGGCUCCGUCAAGCUCUACGACACCGCCCUCCCGGCCGCCGGCAACCCCCUCCGCUCCCUCCGCGAGCACACGCGCGAGGUCCAGAGCGUGGACUACAACCCCACCCGCCGCGACUCCUUCCUCUCCGCCGCCUGGGACGACACCGUCAAGCUCUGGACCGUCGACCGCCCCGCCAGCGUCCGCACCUUCAAGGAGCACGCCUACUGCGUCUACUCCGCCGCCUGGAACCCCCGCCACGCCGACGUCUUCGCCUCCGCCUCCGGCGACUGCACCGUCCGCGUCUGGGACGUCCGCGAGCCCGGCUCCACCAUGAUCAUCCCCGCCCACGAGUUCGAGAUCCUCUCCCUCGACUGGAACAAGUACGACGACUGCGUCGUGAUCGCCACGGGCUCGGUCGACAAGAGCAUUCGGAUUUGGGAUGUGAGGAAUUACCGGGUCCCUGUGGCCGUGCUCAACGGGCACGGGUACGCCGUGAGGAAGGUGAGGUUCUCGCCGCACAGGGGGAGCUUGAUGGCGUCGUGCUCCUACGACAUGACGGUGUGCUUGUGGGAUUACAUGGUGGAGGAUUCGCUCGUGGGGAGGUAUGAUCAUCACACGGAAUUCGCUGUGGGCGUCGACAUGAGCGUGCUUGUCGAAGGGCUUGUCGCUAGUACAGGUUGGGAUGAGCUUGUUUAUGUUUGGCAACAUGGGACUGAUCCUAGAGCUCCUUGAAUUAGGAUAAAAAUUUCAUUUUUUUGGGUCGUCCCCUCAUUGAGCUGUAUCAACUUGGGAUCAGGAUUCUGAAUGGCCAAAUUUGAAAGUGUAAUUGUCGUUCUACGGUUGAUCUUGGUAAAUGACUCGCAAAUAAAUAGACUUUAAAUUAGACUCAAUAAAGCAGGGAAAAUUUCUAUUU
Messenger RNA from Syzygium oleosum, 1233 nucleotides. Its product is annotated as peroxisome biogenesis protein 7. The transcript has a single exon. The coding region runs from base 93 to 1052 and encodes 319 amino acids. Lineage: Eukaryota; Viridiplantae; Streptophyta; Magnoliopsida; Myrtales; Myrtaceae. The record is from RefSeq and is a predicted model, not a curated record. Gene Ontology annotation, molecular function: protein binding. Gene Ontology annotation, biological process: protein import into peroxisome matrix. Gene Ontology annotation, cellular component: peroxisomal matrix; cytosol.